Molecule: messenger RNA, 1116 nt
Organism: Tremella mesenterica DSM 1558
Lineage: Eukaryota; Fungi; Basidiomycota; Tremellomycetes; Tremellales; Tremellaceae
Exons: 5
Coding region: 1-1116 (371 amino acids)
Source: RefSeq, a predicted model, not a curated record
AUGGCCCCUCCUACUCCCACCUCUAACCCUUUCGCCGCCAUGAGGAACUUUGGUGGUAUGGUGUCGUCUGCUCUUUCCUUCGGCGACAGAUCUCGCCAAGUCUCCUCCCUCGGCCUCGGCACCCUCUCUUUGGGGGAGCCGUCUGGCGAUGUCCCGCCUCCUCGCUCCGCUUCUCCUCCUGCCGGUCCUCCCGCUGGUUCUCCCUCUGCUUCUCCUCCUCCUGGUUCUCGCUCUGCUUCCCCUCCUGCCGCCAGCCCUCGCCGCAGGACGCCCGCCUUUCGUCCUGACUUCGAAGGAAAAGGGGGUGAUUAUAGUGAUGAGGAUGAUAGAAUCGUGUCGGAGGGUGAAACCGAGUUAGAGGAACACUCGGAUGAUGAUAUGGUGGCGGUUAGUGUAGAGGACAACAACGUAGAUAGUCCUGAGCCCGGUCCUGCCCCUCCCCCUGCUCAAAUUGUGGGCCAGAAACGACGCCGUUCCCUCUCUUCUUCUUCUUCUUCCUCUUCUUCUUCUUCCUCUUCUUCUUCCUCUUCCGGGGUUCUCCCCCCCCCCAACGCCAUCGCCGCUGCCGCCGCUGCUGCCGCCGCCGCCGCCGGUCCUGCUGCCGCCGUCCCCGUCGCUGCUCCCCCCCCUUCUCCCAGAGGGGAGCCUUCGCCCAAACGGGUGAAGAGAUCACUGCGGGAAGAAGAGUACUUGUGGGAGAAGAUGAAGUCCGAGCCUGGUCGUUGGAUCGCGGUUGGUGUUGACGAAGCGUGUGAUCGUUGCCGGCCCUCCGUUGUGCUUCAUGCACGUCUGGCCCCUGCUCCUUCUGUCCCGUUUCCUCUGCCCGGGACAUCCCGCCCCGUCCCUUCGACGCUUCUCCUCUCCCCCCUCCCCAGACUCCAGCGUCUGUCCCCCGUUCGCGGGUACCGUCUUCGUCUCUCCGGUCGGUUCGCCGUACUUCGCCGGACCUCCGCCCGUCGCCUCCGUCGCCGUCGCCCUUCGCUCCUGUGGCCGGCCCAUCACGUCUCCCGGCUGUUCCUCCUUCGUCUUCUCGCCGUCCUUCGGCCUCUGCUCCUUCGGCCUCUCGUCCUUCGGCGCCACGUCCUUCGGCGCCACGUCCGUCCUCUCCAGUGGUAG